GUGCAUUCCGCGUUUCCUUGCUCUGGCGGCGAUCGUGGAGUCUUUGUGCCUGGGCUUGGCUGCUGCUCCCUGCUCGCCGCUAGUCCCGCUACUGACGCGCCAACCCGUCACCAGCCCGUUGCAGCCUCCUGUUUGCGCGCAACUUCACUAACCAGCCACGGCCCAGCCCCGACUGUUUGUGUUGCCUACGAUAUAAACCCACUCCUGCUGCCCCCUCUCCCAAUUCCUCAUCCAGCAUCCUCAACCUCAGCACCUCUCCACUCACCUUGACUCGCCCUCACUUCGAUACCUAGUAUCCUACUUCAAUAUCCUCUUCACCAAGUCGAUCCCCCACCCACAGUCAAGAUGAAGUCUUACGCCGUUCUCGCUGCCACCUUCGCCGGUGCUGCCCUUGCCCAGGACAUGCCCAUGCCCAGCGGUGACUGCGCCAAUCUGUGCAUCAACAACAUGGCCACCAUUGCCCAGACCGAGUUCCAGUGCGAGAGCUCCGACAUCAGCUGCUUCUGCACCCAGUCCAACUGGGCUUACGGUAUCCGUGACUGCACCCGCCAGGCCUGCGACGCCGACCAGUCUGCUUCCGCUGUCCAGUGGGCUUACGCUCGCUGCGCUGGCGUUGCUGCCACCGGCUCUGGCACCCCCGCUGCUCUUCCCAUCUUGACCUCAGCCGUUGCUAGUGCCACCGCUGUCCAGUCCGAUGGCUCAGCUGUCUCCUCCGCCGUCAGCGGUGCUUCCAGCGCCGCCUCCAGCGCCGUCUCUGGCGCUGAGAGCAUCACCUCUUCCCUCGCCUCUGAGGUCAGCUCUGCUAUCGCCUCCGCUAGCUCUGCUCUCGCUUCCGCCAGCUCCAGCAUUGCCUCUGACCUUGCUUCCAUCACCGAGUCCGUUGGAUCUGCUGCUUCCUCCGCUACCGAUGCCGCUGGCUCUGCUGCUUCCUCCGCUACCGACGCCGCUGGCUCUGCUGCUUCCUCUGCCACCGAGGCUGCUGGCUCCGCUGCCUCCUCCGUCGCCGGUGGCGCUGCCCCCAAGGUCACUGGCAUGCCCAUCCUUGCUGGUGCUGGUAUUGCCGCAUGGCUCCUCCUCUAAGCGUCUCACCUUCACGUCUGAACCAAGGUCCUCGCUCGAUGGUGUAAUGUGUAUAAUGACUGGUAGUUUCGGGUCGGUAAUGCGAGGUGGGCUCUGGAUACGUGGAUGCAUGGCGCAGCUUUCUCUUCUUUCCUAACGAA
Alternaria rosae is the source of this 1220-nucleotide messenger RNA. RefSeq lists its product as uncharacterized. The record is from RefSeq and is a predicted model, not a curated record. The transcript is spliced from 2 exons. NCBI's taxonomy places the organism in Eukaryota, Fungi, Ascomycota, Dothideomycetes, Pleosporales, Pleosporaceae. Bases 346 to 1080 code for a protein of 244 amino acids.